This is a messenger RNA of Tinamus guttatus (white-throated tinamou), 466 nucleotides long. The record is from RefSeq and is a predicted model, not a curated record. NCBI's taxonomy places the organism in Eukaryota, Metazoa, Chordata, Aves, Tinamiformes, Tinamidae.
GAUUUGUUAAGUCUGCUGAUUGCUCUGGCUUUUUCCCAGGGCGCUAAACAUAGGAAAUAUGAAUGACUGGCAAAGGAAAAGCCCGCUAGACUGGCAAGGUUACGUGGAUAAACAAGUGAAAGUUGCAGCAGCCGAGGAGCAUGAAUAUGAAGGUUGGGUCCUGACAGUUGACCCAGUUUCUGCUAAUAUUGUCCUGGCAAGUUUUUCGGAGAGUGAAAAGGUAGUCAUUUCGGUCGUCUCAGGCCAUGCUAUCCAGGAGGUCCAAAUCCUUAAAGAAGCGGACGAGGAAAUGAAGCAGCGGCUUUCCCGCAUCUUCGCCCCCGAGGAGAGCAAACCUUACAGCCCAGAGGAGCUGGAGCAGAGGAAGAGGGCGCCGUACGGCCCCGAGGAGUGCAGCAGCUCCAACGAGAUCAUCCUCUCCCGGGUUCAAAGCUUGAUACAGGGCUAUUUUGAAAAGCAGUUGUGA